AGUGCUCGUGCUGCUCCUGGUGGUGAAAAAGGGCAGCCUACUUUCUACUUUCCUUUCGUAGUGCAAGAUGUCGCUGGCGUAAAAGGAAAGCUAAAAACCGAAAAACGCAACAAACCAAAUACUGCCGCAGCAAUCUGUUGCAACUGCGAGCUUACGUUUUGACUUUCAGUAGAUUAAAUGUUGAUCUAAUCGGUGAUAGGAAGGCAAGAAUUCGUGGAGAUCACACAAGCUAGAUGGGAAAGGUUUCCCCAUGCCGGUAGACGGUCUUUUCUCCCCGUCGGCUCCCCGGAGAUUCCGGUGAUGUGAGCGGUGUCAUAUGCUCCUUGAACCCGUCGAUUGGGUAACGCCAGUAACACGACAAUAGGUGGUCAUUGGGACGAGGUGCUGGGAAGAUGGAGAGCGAGUCCUUGGCGGAACGGAUCUUGCAAGAUCUGGGCAACGUCUUCAAGAAAGAACCCCUCGUCAAGGAGUUUGACGUGGUUCCGGUGAGCAACUCGUCGUGCAACCGGAGCCCCGUGGUGUGCGUGGACGGCCACCUGGCCCUGGGCUCCUGGUGCGUGCCCCACGUGUAUGGCUACGCCUACUCCCGGCUCGUCGAGGCACGCAACAACAUUGUGCGCCAUGAGAAGGAAUCCAUCCUUGGCUGGUCCAGGCUGGUGAUCCUCGUUAAUCCCGACGUGCAGUUGGCAUGGAACGUAAGGAAAGAGCUGUUCCUGUGCAAGCAGACCAGCUUUCAGGAAGAGCUCCAGUUCUCCCAGCUGGUCCUGACCAGGAAGCCCAAAUGCUCCGAAGUGUUCUCGCACCGACGGUGGCUGAUGGAGCACAACCUGCGGGGGUUCUCGAGCGACCGUGCCAACGUGAUCCUGCAGGAAGAGCUGAAGGUGUGCCUCCAGGCGGCCGACAGGUAUCGCUGCAACUACUAUGCCUGGACGUACCGCAUCUGGCUCAUGGACCGCUUCGUUCACGGGAAUCCCCUGAUGCUGGAGUCGGAGAUGCAGCAGACGCGAGACUGGGUCCGCAGCCACGUGUCGGACUGCAGCGGCUUCCACUACCGGCAGUACCUGUUGCGGCGCGUGGGCAGCGUGCCCCUGCUGUCCCGGGAGCUGUCCCUCUGCGAGGAGCUCUGCCUCCUGCACCCGGGCCACGAGGCCAUCUGGGCCCACCGCAGGUUCUGCCUCUGGCACCUGCACCCGCUGCCCUCCAGCAACGGGGUGGGCGAGACCCAGGCCAAGAGGGCCCGCAACUCUGCCAGCAGCCACUGGACUCCCAGGGACGAGGAGGCCUUCCUCGCCAGUGCAAAGGGGUGCGGCGAGUGGCAGGAUGCACUGGUUGCACGCCACGCGCGGUGGUUGCGCGACGUGCUCGGGUGGACGGCGAGCGGCACGCCGUGACUCGCCGCAGUCGUGGCCCCGGUCGUGGUUUCGUCGCGUCGUGGACGUCGCGAAGAAGAGCGUCGGGAAGGAACGGUGAACCUGGCACUUGCAGUACUCGGUAUGAUACUACUUUAGGGUUUCAGAGGCCCUGUGUCUUUCGGUACCUUCUGGAACCUUGCACUGUCGACUUUGACAGUUGGCUUUCGGUACGAGCCGGUGAAAAUACCAAGAUACCGCUUUAGUAGUCGGUGCCUUUUGUGCCUGUUACUUGGCAGACUGGGUACCUGUGGUACUUUUCGCUUGCACAAAGGUUCAUUAUAUUAUUCUCAAGGUAUGUCUUCUUGGAAGCAAUGUAUCGCAAGACGGGCAGACGAGCGCCGGUUGUUCUGACCCUUUAGCAGAUGUUUGUUUCUUUGCUGUGAGUGUGACAGCUCGAUGAUGUGGUAGGUAAACACAAAGUGUGUGCCGGUUACGCUGAGUACAUUGUUUAAAUUAUUCGACCUUGGCAUGACUUUGUUGCUGCCUUGGCAGCUCGAUAGUAUCGGGGAUGGAGACCUAUUGUCUGUUCCCAAAACUUUCUCGGUCAUGUGCCAUAAUUUUAGCGUGACCUAGUCUCGGUAACGCUUUCUGAUUUGAGCAGAUGGCAGACAGAUAUGUAUCACUGGACCAGCUGCGAGCAUCCCUUGGUGACAGUGUCUUCGUGCUAUGACCUUGUGAUCUCGUCACGUUGUUGGCAACUUCAUCCUUCGGUGGGACAGCUAGAUGGAGCCAAGGGUGCAGGACGUCCUUUCCAAAUAGGCUUUAUGACGCUAGUUCAGGAUGGCUAUGCUGCAGUCUUGUGUUACCCUUGGUUUUUGAACUGAAUAGACCAAAAGCUUCUGUUGCGCACCAUUUCCAAUCAAAUAGGCCCUGACCUACCUUGCCCUUGGAAGUUUUCUUUUACUUUCUGAGCAGAUAUGAUAGUUGCCAGCAUGCUACAUGCCGAUUUUUGUCUCUUUUGUAAGGCCACCUUGAACCGUCAUCUCUGAAACAAACUUACCUUAAGUUAUUUUUAAAGUCUGUAGAGAUCUGCACUGGAUUACAGUGGAUCGAAAGGUGCAGUUUUAAUAAGGAACACUCAAAGUUAGUGUCUUGUUAAUCAUUCUUUCAUUGUACCAAAGCCACCUCAAGCAGAACAGCAAGAAGGUACACCGAGCGCAUGGUACUAGCAGCAUCUAGCACUUGCAGACCUCGUCGGCUCUGCAGCACAUGGAGUGCAGCACAUGGUGCCUGUGUUACGUGGUACUUGUAAUGUCUGACAGAUAUAGGAUGUGGUGGUGACAGAAGAGAUUCUCGCAGAGAGGCAUUCGAUUUCCCGUGGACAAGUUGCAAGGCCGUUCCCAACCCUGUGAUUUUGUGUCAAGAGUGACUGCAUUCUGGAAGCUCAGUGUGUUUCACUGCACUGCCGAGUGGACUUGUGACCGCUCAUGGGUGGUGCUGCCUGGUGCUUGUGCAUUCUUCGCUUCACUUGCCAUGAACGAGGGAACAAAAAAAAACACUCUCCUUUGUCAAGCAGCAGUGACGGCAACUGAAAAGUGCCGUGAAAGUUGGCAGGAGACCCCCCUGCAAGGGAAAGGUACUUUUGCUGAGGUUUCAGUGUGUCUUUCUGACCUUGAGGUCAUCUAUUCCAUGGGUGUUGCUUGUGUGGAUGGAGGAAGCAUUCUCUUCUCAGUCUAGAGAAUUGUGUGUUGUUCAUUUUUAAUUUAGGCUUUUAAUCAUUUCAUCCAAUGACCUCGCUAAAGGCUUUGGUUUUAAAUUAAUGCAUCUUUUUAUAUCAAAGCUUUUUUUUUUUUUUCGUAAUCAUUUGUGAAAAUGUUUGUUCCAUCACCAUACACACCUGGAAACUGUAGUCAUUUCAAAUGUGAUGAAUAUUGUGAUGAUAUUGUUGCAUGCUCUUUAAGUCCCACAGCCGAUCGAUCAAAUAUUGUGGUUUAAAACUGUUGUUGCUAAUGUUUUAGCAUUAGCUCUAGACAGCUAGUCUGCUAGGUCCCGACAUAAGUGUGUUUUGACCGCGAGGAUUGAAUUUGUGCUCAAGAAUGGUUUAUCUUAACGAGUGUUAUUUGCAAAGCUCCAAAUGGAUUUUGGUAAGAUACAAAUAGUCUAUUUUCAUGGAAGAGUUAGUGCCAUCCCUAGGACACUUGUACCGCCUCUGUGUGGUUCGGCAAGGACACACAAAACAACCAAUGCUUAAAACCGUCACUGGCGAAGCAAUACAGUAGUUGUAGUAAAAGCGUAAGAAAAAGCAUAGAGUACAAACUCCAAGUGCACCUGUUCGUUGCUGUUUUUAGCUGUAUAUUUUGGCUUAAGACGAAAAAAAAAAAAAAGAAGGACCAUUGUGUUUUUGGAAAAUAUGCCUGGCACCGUGUUAUUUCUCUAAAAUAAUUGUAUCGACUCUCUCGGAAGCCUGGAAAACAACAUUCCGUUGGCUGCAACAAGUAUGUCAUGGUGACGUCCACGACAUACAAAAACCACUAGUUCCUGCU
Messenger RNA from Ixodes scapularis (black-legged tick), 3895 nucleotides. It is a transcript of the gene temp, whose product is annotated as protein prenyltransferase alpha subunit repeat-containing protein 1. Gene Ontology annotation, molecular function: protein prenyltransferase activity. NCBI's taxonomy places the organism in Eukaryota, Metazoa, Arthropoda, Arachnida, Ixodida, Ixodidae. Gene Ontology annotation, cellular component: cytoplasm. Gene Ontology annotation, biological process: protein prenylation. The transcript is spliced from 7 exons. The record is from RefSeq and is a predicted model, not a curated record. Bases 393 to 1391 code for a protein of 332 amino acids.